Osmerus eperlanus (European smelt) is the source of this 1249-nucleotide messenger RNA. RefSeq names its product 4-galactosyl-N-acetylglucosaminide 3-alpha-L-fucosyltransferase 9-like. Gene Ontology annotation, molecular function: alpha-(1->3)-fucosyltransferase activity. Gene Ontology annotation, cellular component: membrane. The record is from RefSeq and is a predicted model, not a curated record. Lineage: Eukaryota; Metazoa; Chordata; Actinopteri; Osmeriformes; Osmeridae. The transcript has a single exon. Bases 73 to 1143 code for a protein of 356 amino acids.
UUUAAAGGAACAGCACUACGACAUGCUUUGGUUAGCAGUCUUGUGGCAGUGUGCUUCCUUGUUCUCCUCUACAUGUACAACAACCCCAACAUCCUGUCCUACUUUUCAAACAAGUCAACAAAUGUCAGUCCAGACAUGCAAAAUCAAGAGGGGAAUCAAACAAAGGUCCCCAAUCAAACCACACCACAUUCCCAGAAAGCAGAAAAGCAGAACUUUCAAGUGAUCUCCAGAGAUGACAAUCCAGAACCGGACACUAUUCUCUUGAUCUGGAUGUGGCCAUUUGGAAGUUCUUUUGACAUUCACUCAUGUGCUGAUUUCAACAUUCAACACUGUCACUUGACCGACGACAAGAGCCUUUAUAAUAAGGCACACGGUGUCCUCUUUCACCACCGGGACAUCCAGGGAGAUCUGGGCAAUAUGCCACAAGAACCACGACCCUGGUUCCAGAAAUGGGUGUGGUUUAAUGCUGAAUCACCAGCCAAUUCUAACCCGUGGCCCAAAUUUGACAACAUUUUUAAUCUGACCACAAAUUAUCGACAGGAUUCCUCUGUGCCUGUUCCUUAUGGUUCCUUAGUUGAGGUAACAGGUGUGGACAAACACUUUGAGCUGCCAACAAAGGAUAAAUUGGUGUGCUGGAUUGUGAGCAACUGGCACCCAUCCUUCAGAAGAGUUCAGGUCUACAAUGAGCUGAGUAACCAUGUCAAAGUAGAGGCCUAUGGACGACACUUUGGUAAGUAUGUAAACAACGAAGACUAUACAAAAACCAUUUCUGGAUGCAAAUUUUACCUGUCCUUUGAAAAUUCAGUCUUCAAAGACUACAUCACUGAGAAGUUGUACAAUGCCAUGAGUUUAGGAGCAGUCCCAGUAGUUCUGGGCCCAUCCAGGCAAGCCUACGAAGAAUUCAUUCCAGCUGAAUCUUUUCUUCAUGUGGAUGACUUCCCCAAUCAAAAGGAACUGGCAGAUCGGCUGCUUUUCCUUGGCACGAACGAUGAAGAGUACAUGAAGUACCACAGCUGGAGGAAGAACUUUAAAGUUAAGGGCGGGUAUUUUGGACUAGAACAUGCAUGUCGAUCAUGUGAUUACAUUUCACGGAAUAAACGAUACCAUGCUAUUAAAAAUCUGAAUCAAUGGUACUGGGGCUGAACAGGUUGCUUGCGGUGGUUUUAGCACACUUUCAAAAGGGUUUGAAUGUUGGGAUAAACAUACUACUGUAAGUUUGCAUUGCCUUAAGGCCUAGGCUAUUUAUGCU